AUGGCAGCAUCUGCUGCUCAAAACACAAGUUUCGAUUCUAACGCAAUUGAGCAAAUCACUAAUUAUCCGGGUAUAGAAAUCCUUGAUGGAAAACAAGGAAUAGUUAAUGAUUUAUUGGUGAAUGGUCGUAGUGUACUUCGCAAGUACGAGCAACUCAUACCUCCAGAGAUAUUUUCAGACGAAAUUAAUGACGAUAGUGAGACCCCUCUGCUGCAGCUAAUCAAAGAUCAAUUGAGAAAAUUUUGGGAGUCAUCAUUUCAAGGCUAUCCAAAUGCACUCUCGUUCAUCGACGGCGUUAAAUCAGACAAUCCAGACCAUUUCAGGAGUGUUCCACAAGCUACGGUAGAAAGUGGUGGAACUUUAACUCCCAUCGUCUUUGCUGUUCUUCAACUUUUAUUCCACGCUCUCGAUCCUGUUACAGACAAAGAUACUUUAAGAGAAAUUUUCAACUCCUUGAAAAACGAAGGAGUCCAUAGUUUGCGAAAAUUUGCUGACUAUAUAUUAGAAGACGAAUUAGAAGAACAAUUAAAAAAUCAGGAAUCUCCAGUAGUUCAAGCAUUACUGAUGUACAACAAAGAACAAGUUCCUACAUUAUUGAAGAAAACCAAAAUUCCAAAUACAAAACAUCUCUACAAUAUCGCAGCUAAGAGUGUCACCGCUUCCGGACUGCUGAAAGGUAUUGAAGCGAUUCGACCAAAAAUUGCGCCAGUCUUGUAUAAACCAUUAACUGAAUCUCUUGGAAGCACCAGCAGCGCGUCUCUGCGACAACCACCAUCUGCAGCAUGUGGGACAGGUCGAAUCGGUAAGUAUU
Molecule: messenger RNA, 811 nt
Organism: Didymodactylos carnosus
Lineage: Eukaryota; Metazoa; Rotifera; Eurotatoria; Philodinida; Philodinidae
Source: the annotation of a GenBank genome assembly